AUGGCUGGGUUCUCUCUGAGGGGAGGCGGCGGCGGAGGAGGAGGAAGCGGGGGCAGGAGCGGAGAGCGCGGCGGUGAUCAUCCAAUCGGGGCAGACAGCCUGUUUCUGUACGCGCGAGGCGCGGCCGCCGCAGCCGCCGACACGGCGGGCGGCGGCGGCGGGGGAGGAGGAGGGAUAGGGUUCCAGCUAUGGCACCCGCACCACCAGCAGGCGGCGGCCGUGCCGCAUACGUCGCAGUUCUUCUCCUCCGGUGUAGCCACUGGCGUCGUGCUGGGCUUCUCGCCGCAUGACGGCGGCGGAGUGGGCGGCAUCGGCGUGGGUGGCGGCGGUGGCCCGGGGGGCGGGAGGGCCGGCACGAGCUGCCAGGACUGCGGCAAUAACGCCAAGAAGGACUGCACUCACCAGCGGUGCCGCACCUGCUGCCGCAGCCGCGGCUUCAACUGCUCGACCCACGUCAAGAGCACCUGGGUCCCUGCCUCCAAGCGCCGCGAGCGCCAGCAGCAGCUCGCCGCUCUCUUCCGUGGUGCCGCCGCCAACAACAGCGCUGCCGCCGCCGCUGCCGUGGCCAACAAGCGGCCGCGAGAGCUGGUGCGCUCCCUUGGCCGCUUGCCAUCCGCCACCAACGCCAUGGUGGACACCACCACAUCCUCCGGCGAGGGAGACGGGAGGUUCCCGCCGGAGCUGAGCUUGGAAGCGGUCUUCCGGUGCGUGCGGAUCGGGCCUGUGGACGAGCCGGACGCGGAGUUCGCGUACCAGACGGCUGUGAGCAUCGGCGGGCACACGUUCAAGGGGAUCCUGCGGGACCACGGGCCUGCGGAAGAGGCGGCGGGGCAGCUGCCACCGACGUCGGCGGAGUACCAUCAGCUGACAGGGGGCGGGAGGGAGGGUUCAUCGCCGGCUGGGAGCAGCGAGGCCGUCGGCGGCGGGCACGGGACGACGGCUGCGACAUCCGCUGCGGUGCUCAUGGACCCCUACCCGACGCCGAUCGGCGCUUUCGCAGCAGGCACCCAGUUCUUCCCUCAUAACCCUAGAACCUAG
This is a messenger RNA of Lolium rigidum, 1038 nucleotides long. RefSeq names its product protein SHORT INTERNODES 1-like. Gene Ontology annotation, biological process: positive regulation of DNA-templated transcription. Gene Ontology annotation, molecular function: DNA-binding transcription factor activity; DNA binding. NCBI's taxonomy places the organism in Eukaryota, Viridiplantae, Streptophyta, Magnoliopsida, Poales, Poaceae. The record is from RefSeq and is a predicted model, not a curated record. Bases 1 to 1038 code for a protein of 345 amino acids. Gene Ontology annotation, cellular component: nucleus. The transcript has 2 exons.